Molecule: messenger RNA, 1649 nt
Organism: Exophiala oligosperma
Lineage: Eukaryota; Fungi; Ascomycota; Eurotiomycetes; Chaetothyriales; Herpotrichiellaceae
Product: allantoicase
Exons: 1
Coding region: 313-1497 (394 amino acids)
Biological process (GO): allantoin catabolic process
Molecular function (GO): allantoicase activity
Source: RefSeq, a predicted model, not a curated record
ACUACACUAACAAAUUGCCUCAAUAGGCAUGGCAUAUUCUGCCAUCGGCGUCCUCCGCCAUCGGGUUCCUGUGCGAGCAAGUAGUCCUAAGCCAAAGCCACAAGGAGAUUUAACAUAUAUUUGACAAGCGGACGAGAUCUAUAGCUUCUCGACUGGAUACACCUCUCGAAUCCAUUCGCACUCCCUAUCUUCGAACCACGUACAUCCCUGAUAUUCUCUUGUCCUCCUAACACUUGCACUGCGAUCACGCAGGAGUAGCCCUUCCCUGAGGACUCUGACAUAUCUGGGUUUCAGAAGAGCCAGACACUCAUCAUGGAAGUCAACAUCGUACCACAGGUCAUUUCCGACGCUUCUGUGAACAAGGAAGGCCCACCGGCAGCGGCCAACCCAGAUAUCACCACCGUACCCAUUCCUGCGUCCUUGAUCGACACUACCUUCUCCUCCUCGACGAACCUAAGCACAACCGUCCUCGGUGCGAAAGUCCUCUCAUUCUCCGACGAAUGGUUCGCGUCCGCCGAGAACCUCCUGACCGCAGGUCCGCCGGUCCGCAAACCAGGCUUCUUUGUGCACACGGGAGCGUGGUACGAUGGCUGGGAGACGCGAAGACACAACCCCAAAGAGUAUGACUGGGUGGUGAUAAAGCUGGGCUGCGUCGGUGUGAUAGACGCCGUGGAGGUGGACACCGCUCACUUCAACGGCAACGAGGCACCGUAUGCGGGUCUGGACGGCUGUUUCCUCACGCCCGAGCAAGAGGAGGGCAGCGGUGUAGAAAAGGAAGGCUUUCGGAGCUGGAAGGAAGUGCUGCCCCCUUCCAAAUGCGGCCCCAGCCAACGUCAGGCCUGGAAGGUCUCUGGGCCCGGCGUCACGGGUCAACAAUUCACCCACCUGAGGUUGAAGCAGUAUCCGGACGGUGGUAUCGCGAGACUGAGAGUGUACGGCAAAGUCGUGCCCCCGCCGUUACCUGUCAGUGCGGCCGGUGGCGGCGAGAGACCGGUGGAGGACCUGGCGAGUGCGUUGAACGGUGGCGUCGCGAUCGAGUGCUCCGAUCAACAUUUCGGCGGAAAGGCUUACCUCAUCCUACCCGGUCGAGGCAAGGACAUGGGCGACGGGUGGGAGACCAAGAGGAGCAGGACCAAGGGCCACGUCGACUGGGUCAUCGUCCGGCUGGGUUUGAAGGGCAAGAAGAUUGAAAAGGUGGUCGUCGACACGAAAGACUUCCGUGGCAACUUCCCCAGGGCCGUCAAGGUGGAAGGUCUGUGGAUGGAAGCCGCCAAAGCAGCUCUGGGAACCGAAGCGGACCCCAAGGCCGACGAUGCCAAUUGGGUCCCGUUGAUCUCGGGCGAGCAGCCUUGUAAAGCCGACCUCGAACACAUCUUCGAAGAUGGAGCUCUCCUGGCCACGGACGCCCCAGAAGGUCGUGUCUGGACGCACGUCAAGAUGACCAUCAUCCCUGACGGGGGCGUGAAGAGGAUACGCGUUUUUGGGAGAAGGGCAUAGACUAUGGUGUCGUGACCUACACGCUCAUCUUGGGUCUCGAGGGGAAUGUCACUACUAAAUGUAAAUAGUUCAAAAGCAACCCCCUUUACCCUGUACAAAGAUUCUUGUAACAGUACUACCGUGCGUCGUCUUACUGGUGCGAGAAUGGACAA